GGAUGCAGUCACUGGUUUCGGGCUGUAGCUCUGCACUGAGGGAGGGUGCGGAGCAGCCGCCGCCGAGAGACUGAGGAGCAAGCCGUGCGUUACUACCGGGAGCAAGGGGUUAAAUGGACCUUCACUUCCCGGGACAGGGCUCAGUGAUAUCCUCCCUCUGCUAGCAGCUCUGCUAUGGGGAACACGGCGCACAAAACCUUGCCAGAUACAAGCCAUCACAACCGUCAAGUGGCGAACAGACCCUGUUACACCUUACUCCACUGCGGUCAAGAGAGGAGACUCGUUCUGUCCCGUACAGAGUCUCCACGCUUUCACUGCCAAACAAAAGGCAAAAAUAUCAGACUGGACACUAAUGGAAGAAAAGCCAUCCGGCGCAAUAGCUUUUGUAAUGGGAUCACUUUUACGAGUCGACCUAAUCUGUAUGAGAAGGUCCGCUUGAAGCUGGUGUCUGUGCACCACGGGUGGAGCGGGGCUCUGCGCUUUGGAUUCACAAUUCAUGACCCGGCCGCAAUGAAACCCGAAGACAUACCCAAAUAUGCAUGCCCUGAUCUUGUUACCCGGCCUGGGUAUUGGGCGAAGGCUUUACCGGAGAGGUUUGCUCAAAGGGACAAUAUUUUGGCAUUUUGGGUUGACCGCCAAGGGAGAGUAUUCUACAGUGUCAAUGACGAGGCUAUUCUAUUUCAUUGUGGAGUUAAAGUAUCCAGUCCUCUAUGGGCUUUGAUUGAUGUCUAUGGAAUCACCCAAGAAGUACAAAUACUAGAUAGUAUGUUUGCUGACACAAUGCCACCGGGACGACUGAGCAGUCCUCGACUGAGCACAUGCUUGCCUCAAAGUAGCCAUGAUUCUGCAAACUUCAACAAUAAUGAACUUGAGAACAAUCAGGUGGUAGCAAAAAUUGCUAACUUGAACUUAAGCCGAGUGCCACCACCAACAGAUAAUCAUGCCAUACCUUGCUGCCCAAAUAGGAGGCAGCGUAUCCAAGGGAUGCCGACGCUAUACAUGGAGCUUCAUUUUCACCCCACCCGUGGCGCUGACAUCACCCUGUCACCAGACCGGUCAGUGGCGAACACUAACUGGCAGGAGAGCAACAGGACGAUGGUGUUUACAGAGAGGCCAGUGCACAUCAGUGAGACCCUCUUUAUAGAGACAGGUCAAUUGCCACUGCCUUACUAUGGGUCUUUGUCAUUUGGCAUCACCUCCUGCGAUCCAAGCACAUUACGAACCUAUGAUCUGCCAUCAAAUCCAGACUACUUAUUGGACAAGAAGGAAUAUUGGGUUGUUCAUCAGGUUUAUUCACAGUGAGCAACGGGGAAUCCAUAGUUUUUCAUUUAUGCCCCAAUGGAGGAGAUUCAUCAUGGUGUUAAUGGAAACAGUCGGGGCUUGUUGAUGUGUGUGGACUCCUCACAGCCUCUCUGGAUGUUUUUUUCAAUUUCAUGGAUUGUGAAUCAAUUGAGAAUAAUGGGAACUGUACAGUCCAAUGUGCUCUCUCCAUCUGGCUCUCCAAGUGGCUCGCAGUAUGACAGCGAUUUAGAUAUGGCCUUUAGUGUGAACCGUUCUUCUUCAGCUUCUGAGUCGUCCCUAGUGACCUGCACCUAGGCUCUCCCUCUGAGUCCACCUGUAUCUCCAGUGUUUGUGCGACCCCAAGGAAGCAAAGAUGGAGAGUGCGCAGUGUGCUUUGAUAAUGAAGUUGAAACCGUCAUCUAUACUUGUGGCCACAUGUGUCUGUGCAGCAGUUGUGGGCUGAAGUUGAAGAGGCAAGUGAACGCAUGUUGCCCCCUCUGCCGGAGGGUGAUAAAAGACGUCAUCAAAACAUACCGUCCUUAAAAAUGGAGUGUCUGAAGUUUCACAGGGAUGUAAUGUGUGCUGACUUUUCUGAAAAUAAGCAUAUGUCCUGUAUGGAAACAAUGCUUUAUAUAUAGGCUCUGGGAUUCAAAAAGGAGUGUUGUGGCACAAUACUAGCUUGCCAGUGUCCAAACUCAGCCCAGUGAUAAAGGGAAAUCUGUAGUAAGGGUCAUAAAGUAAUUGUUCAGGGUGUCCUUAAUAAACCUUCGAGCUCACAAUCAUUACACUUGUGGAGGGGUGCCUUUACUCAGGGGUACAAUUAGACCAAAUAUUAUUACUCAAGGCCCCUUUAAGCAAAUCAUAUUUUAUCUGUAUUUAAAGUAGUGCCUUCCAGUGACAAACCAGACGCAGGGAAUCUGGCAGAUAUGUGACUUCAGAUUCUCACUUCCAUCCACUAUCUCUGCCAGUACCAGAUUGGGAUUAAAACCUUCACCAUUACUUUACAGAGCUUGGCUCAUGGCAUUUGUAUUACCAAAACAGCUACACUAUACCAUGUUUGUAAGGCCAUGUACAAAAUCUCGGGGUGGUGGUGGACCACAAGCUCCAGCACUCUGGUUUUGUGAUUAAUAGGAAAUGAUGCUCUUUUAUCUUCAUCAUUCAUUGUGUUCAGUGUAACUUCUGGAGGCUGUUGUUCCUGUCACAUUGAUUGACGUCACCUAAAGUCAUGGGUUAUAGCUCAUGUGACGCGCCCUUGGGCACAAACCACAGAUCAAUGGCCAGUGUUCACCAGAUGCUUACAACUGAAUAGCAUGAACAGAAAGUAGGUAUUAAAUAUGAUGCCUCCAUACAUCUCAGCAUUUGACAGAAACUAUAGCUAACACCUCGUGUAAAGGUUAUCCCGGAGUGCAGCACAUAGUCUGGUGCCUUACUGACAUAGUCAACUGGAAUUGAGGACACACAGUUCGAAGACUCUGGAACUGGUUUCCGUGGGUUGCCUCUGUCUUGGAUUUGCUGCUCAUCACACUUUGUAUAAGGGGAUAGUUUGCUGGCGAGCAGGUUACCAUUGCUCUCCAUUCUUUGUAAAAAAAUAAAUAAAAAACUGUCACAAUGUUCAGGUCUUGUUGUAGAUACUUAUCCUCUUGCAUCCUCCUAGUGCUGCGUUUUUGGUGCAAUAGUUUUACUCCACCGCUUCCCUAUUCUAUUAAAGCAGAUAUUUGUGAUAAUUUAUUUGGAUACAACUUUUUGUAGAAUUUGUUGGAUAUAAGUCACUAGUUCUAUAGACAGCGUAUUGUAUGUAGACAUUAAUGAGAAAGUGGUGUUUUAGCCGCACUCCUUAUCCGUUUACAAGAAAAUCCCAGUGCUUUAAAGUGCACCUCUUGCCUACACAUGGUGGAAGUAGCCAUUUCCUGUUGACUAAGAACCAGUGGCUCGGGUCUACAUUGUGCCUAAGUGGUGUUACAGGUUUUUAUUGAAUGGAUUGGCUGCAUACUCAUGAUUAUCAAACCAUUUAACAGACUGGCAGCCCAUGUUACGUACACUGUAAUGUGUUUAGUGUAACUGACCUCUAGCCAUCCUCACCUCACUAUAUCCAGAAUGGUGGUAGUGAAUUUCACAUACACCUCGUAAUGUCCUUCACAUAACAUAAAUUAAAACAAGGGAUUCACUCAGCAGCUCCAUAGAUGACGUGAGCGAAACCACCUAGAGAGCACCUAGACAGGAUCAAUUAUCGAAAAUGUCAUUUGAAGACUCCCAGAACCCUUGAGACAUUACAGCAGUGAACAAAGCAUUAAACAUCUUUAUAUAUAUAUAUAUAAUUUUGAGGUAGCACAGCAGGCAAUGUGUUAGAUAGCCGGGUGUUGUGUUUCUUGUGUGUAGCUGACUUUUGUAUUAAGGUUACCUUGGGAAUAGCUCGGAGCGCAUAUUAGCGUUCGAAUGUAAAUUUGAUCACAUUGUAUAGAAAGGAUUGUGGUAUCUAAAGGUAUGGCAUGUGUACAGAAAGGUGUGUUGGCGUUCUAGGCAUGUUAGUUGAGAGAACUAUGUAGAGAUCAUUUUAAUUUGUAGAUGGAUCGGAUAUACAGACUUAGGCCUUAUUCAGGUGCCUGCAACAUGGGCACAUUUAUCAUUUAACUUGUAGCAUCUUGUAUGCCUAAGAUGCACGAGACCUGCAGUCAAGUGGCUAACUGCAGCCUUAAAUAUGUCCAUGUUACAGCCAUCUGAAUGCUAGUUCCAUACAGAUGAAAAUCUAAUCACUAAUGGCUUUCAGGAGUUCUGUCAUCUCUUAUUGUCACAUCCAUCACCGGUUAUAUGUACACAGGCUUCCCAAGCAAAAUACCUUCCUCUGCCGCUGCUCAAGAAACUAGGAUGGUUCCAACCUGACAAUCUUAUAGCUGCUAAUAUUGUGGAGCCCUGUAACUAUAGAAUGCAGUUCUUGCACAUACUUUAAGGGGACGUUCUCAUGGCACCAGAAUUGUGGCGUGGACUCCAUGCCAAAAACUCCUGCAGCAGCUGCCUGGUGUCUGCCUUCCAUUGUUUUUAAUUAGUCAGUGGUUUAAAGCUGUGACCACGGCAAUAAGCGACAUGUCCCUUCUUGGCAUGGUGUGUGGACAGAUGUCACUUGAAGCCACCAUGGGUGUCUGCUCGCGUUUUAGCUCCAAAGUGAAAAAACUUGACCGUUACUGCCACAGUAUAUGCUGUCAAAAACCACCAUGUGUACCUGCCGUACUCUAAGGAAGUAAAUUUGCCUUGGUCGUUGCUCUGCUGUUUUAUUUAGGCGUUGAGAAUAUUUGAAUUCAAAGCAAAUGUAGUACAGUUUUGCUAAAAUCUUAUAAUGAAAUAUCCUCCAAGCUGAACUAACCAUGCCCAUACACCGCAAAUAGAUAUGUAACCUAUUCCCUAUGUGUUGGUGGCUUGUGAUGGUUUAUUCAGGCUUGAGCUCAGGAUUCUAUUUAAUAUGAAUGAAUUAAGGACAUUUUGAUCAUAAUCCUGUAAAAUCCAGGAUUAUAAAAUCAUUGGUUUCUUAUGGGAACUCUUCCCCAUGUUGUGCCUCCACUUUUCAAUAAACAUGCCAAAAUAAUCUGCGCCGUUCCCUCCCCAGUAAUUGGUUUUCGUUUCCGUUGUCCUCUCCCUUUUGCUCCACUCUCCAGGAAGACAAUCGUCGUAAAACUGUUAUUGAUUUGUAACUUUAGUAAAUACUUUGUCUGUGCCUUAUUGAGCUUGUUUGUGCACUUUUUAUAUUCAGACGCCAUGUUAUAUAAAACACUAAAAGAUACGUAACUAAACACACAUUCAUGUUUUAUAAAGUGUCACUGAGGUCCUUUGUUUUGAUAAUUCAGUGAACGUUGUACCCUUCACCUUUACUCCCCAGAUCUUUAGCUGUUUUGUUUUUGGAAAAUAUACAGAUAAUUUCUAGUUAUUUACUGUGAUGCCUGUACCGCAUUGUAUGCUUAUAUAUAGUCUGUACACAAGGCUUAAUAUUGGUUGUCUCUUUUGCACUUUUCAUUUUUGUGUUGUUGUGUUUUUGUUUUGUCAUUGUACAUUUUUUAUCUGUUCCUUUAUGGAUUAUUUCUGUUGAAAAGCAAAUAAAAAUAUGGCUUGUACUUCAGUGUUAAUAUUUUUUUGUGACUUUAUUACAGCUGUGUAGUAUUAUACACCAUUUAUUUCUCUUUCAUACCGAACACUAUACAGCGGGGUUUACACAGGGUGUAUCUGAUGCAUUGGAGUUUUGCGGUUUUAAGCAGCAAAACAACUUUG
Molecule: messenger RNA, 5532 nt
Organism: Bufo bufo (common toad)
Lineage: Eukaryota; Metazoa; Chordata; Amphibia; Anura; Bufonidae
Gene: NEURL1B
Product: neuralized E3 ubiquitin protein ligase 1B
Biological process (GO): ubiquitin-dependent endocytosis
Cellular component (GO): early endosome
Molecular function (GO): ubiquitin protein ligase activity
Source: RefSeq, a predicted model, not a curated record